This is a messenger RNA of Diceros bicornis minor, 6135 nucleotides long. It is a transcript of the gene SERINC5, whose product is annotated as serine incorporator 5. The record is from RefSeq and is a predicted model, not a curated record. Gene Ontology annotation, cellular component: membrane. NCBI's taxonomy places the organism in Eukaryota, Metazoa, Chordata, Mammalia, Perissodactyla, Rhinocerotidae. Bases 118 to 1503 code for a protein of 461 amino acids. The transcript is spliced from 12 exons.
CUGCUCGGCGUGGCGGCGACAGCUGGGGCGAGAGGGGCGCCCGAGGCCGGAGGGAGCCAGGAGGGCCGGCGGGGAGCUGGCAGCGAGCGCGCGCGCCCGGGGUCGUCGGCCGCCGCGAUGUCAGCGCAGUGCUGUGCCGGCCAGUUGGCCUGCUGCUGUGGGUCUGCUGGCUGCACCCUGUGCUGCGGCUGCUGCCCCAAGUUCCGACAGUCCCGGAGCACCCGCUUCAUGUACGCGCUUUACUUCAUUCUCGUCGCCCUCCUCUGCUGCCUCAUGAUGUCAAAAACCAUGCCUAAGGAGAUGAAAGAGCACAUUCCUUUUUACGAAGACCUCUGUAAAGGCAUUAAAGCAGGAGAUACCUGCCAGAACCUGGUGGGCUACUCCGCCGUGUACAGAGUCUGUUUUGGGAUGGCCUGUUUCUUCUUCAUCUUCUGCCUCCUGACCUUAAACAUCAACAACAGCAAGAGUUGCCGAGCGCGUGUUCACAAUGGCUUUUGGUUCUUCAAACUUCUGCUGUUGGCGGCCAUGUGCUCGGGAGCUUUCUUCGUUCCAGAUCAGGAGACCUUUCUGAAUGCCUGGCGCUAUGUGGGGGCCAUUGGAGGCUUCAUCUUUAUUGGCAUCCAGCUCAUCUUGCUUGUGGAGUUUGCACAUAAAUGGAACAAGAACUGGACUGCAGGCACAGCCAGCAACAAACUGUGGUAUGCCUCGCUGGCCCUGGUGACGCUCGUCAUGUACUCCAUUGCCACCGGAGGCUUGAUUUUGAUGGCAGUGUUUUAUACACAGAAAGAUGGCUGCAUGGAAAACAAAAUUCUCCUGGGGGCAAACGGAGGCCUGUGUCUGCUAAUUUCAGUGGUAGCCAUCUUGCCCUGUGUCCAAAAUCGACAGCCAAACUCCGGCUUGCUGCAGUCUGGUCUCAUAAGCUGCUAUGUCACGUACCUCACUUUCUCGGCUCUGUCCAGCAAACCUGUAGAAGUAGUUCUAGAUGAACAUGGGAAGAACGUUACGAUCUGUGUGCCUGACUUUGGUCAGGACCUGUACAGAGACGAAAACUUGGUGACUGGACUGGGUACCACUCUCUUAAUUGCGUGCAUCUUAUAUUCAUGUUUGACAUCGACAACAAGAUCAAGUUCUGAUGCUCUGCAGGGGCGGUAUGCAGCUCCUGAACUGGAAGUAGCUCGGUGUUGUUUUUGCUUCGGCCCCAGUGGAGAGGACACUGAAGAGCAGCAGAAUGUGAAAGAGGGACCGCGGGUCAUUUAUGAUGAGAAGAAGGGCACCGUCUACAGCUAUUCCUAUUUCCAUUUCGUGUUCUUCUUGGCUUCCCUCUAUGUGAUGAUGACCGUCACCAACUGGUUCAACUAUGAAAGUGCCAACAUCGAAACCUUCUUCAGCAGGAGCUGGUCCAUCUUCUGGGUCAAGAUGGCCUCCUGCUGGAUGUGUGUGCUGUUAUACCUGUGGACGCUGGCCGCUCCCCUCUGCUGUCCCUCUCGGCAGUUCUCCGUGUGAGGAUCUGAGCAGCCCCCUUGGUUCAGCAGGCCUGCAGACUGGAAGUGACGUCCUUUGAACAGGUGUCCCAGGGGUCUGAGCAGUGACUGGCGCUUUGGGCAAGCUGGCAUCCCCUGGCUGGCUUGAAUGGGUCUGAAAAAGUUUUCAGAAAAAAAUCUCCUAAUCAGCUUUUUAAUUCUGAAAUUUGAAGAGAAACUAUCAGUUUGUCCCCCCAAAAUUGAAAUUUUCAACCAAAGUGAUUAUGGGUGAUAAUAUAUUUUGUAUGUGUUUUAUACCUAAAAACCGAGAUGGUAAUUAGCUUAGUCUUUUCCUUCUUCCUGUUUUUACCAAAACAGAGUUUGGGGCACAACAUCUUAGCACAGGGAUUAAAAACUUACUUUGUGUGGCCAUCCUUCUUAUUCUUGGAAUAGAAAAAUAUGCCAAAAUCGUGAGCCUUCAGCCUCUGCCAGAAUGCAGGGGCUCCCACCCCUCGGCCUGCAGCCCCCUGCCCACGGCUCCCUGGUAUUUAUAGGGAACAAGAGGAAACACCUGCUUUGAACUCCACCUUUGUGCUGUUUCCUCCUGGCCCCCAGCAUUUCCCUUCGAAGUUGUGAUGCUGGGAAUCAGACUUCGCUCUCUGCCCUUGCCCUUCCCAGAGGUCCCGCAUCCUUCCUGGGUUCAGCAUCUUUGUUAUAAUGUGAAGAAGCACAAUUUGCCGUCACCGCCCGUGUGGCCCCUCACCGUGCUAUCACUACCUGAUCUGAGUUACUGCAAUAAGUGUGACUCUUGUGGUGUUAUUCACAUGAUUAGGGAACAAUCUUCAUGUUGUUUUCUUUGCCUUAACGGCGGAGGGCUAUAGUUCUUACUCGUUUGUGCUGUUAAUAGUAAUAAUACUUUAGGACCUUACCUGAAAAGCUGCUUCUUGGCUGAAGCCUGCUGCACCCCUUUUCCAGUUGUUGAGGUCAGCCCCCUGGUUUCUCCUCCACCUUGAGGCCUAAAAGCAAAAGCGCUUUUGUUUUCUAGAUCUUUAAUGCGACCACACCGUUCACGUCCAUUGUGGGUUUUGGGGAGUAGGUUUUCUGAAGUGAAGAUCCCAGGCAGCACCUCAGACAGGGCUGACCAGGUAAGGCCUAUCGUACAAGUUGGGAAGUGACCACAUAUACUUAGAAGAAAAGGUGAGUGGUAGGGGCAUUUAAUUAAGCCAUAAACAACAUCCACAGAAAUUUCUAGAAUACAUACUUGUGAAGUAAUACUCAUGAGAUUUGACUUUAAGCAGCUGCCCAAUAUGUCCAUUUUCAGUGUUGGUGUUCUCCGUCAGGGAAGAGUUUUUACUCAGUGGAAAGUCCAUUAGCGACCCCAGUGGAGUCAUGGUGGGGACGCUCCUGGUAUUAUUUCAUUCAGGAUGGAAAGAAUCCUCUCGAGCUUCCUGGCAGAGAGGGUCUGAGAAUGAGAGGACUCGGCCUGUGCUUUCUGUCUGUGCCCCACUGUACGCGUUGGCAGAAACGAGUCCCACCUAAGCUGGGCUCCAGUGUGCCAAAAUGCUGGCCUGGGAAAUUGGUCAAAUUCUUCAUUUCUACUCCUUUGCCCUCCUCCCAAGAAAACAAGGGGGGAAACAAAUACAACAGAUGAAUUCCUCUAGGAAUUGCCUUAUUUACAAUGUUUGUGAUUCAGUUUUAAAAGGUACUCUUUAUGUGUAUGUGUGAGAGAGCCUUGUUUUGUAAACUUGAUCAAGUUUCUUUUUUUAUAGGCCAGGAGCUCUUUGAGCUCUGCGGGUUGAAGGUCGUCUGGAGUCACGAAUGAGUAGCCUCCCUGUGUGGCCAGUGGAAGUGGGAGUGCUGUGGGAUGCGUCGGGUGGAAGGGAGGGGUUGUGUGGGUAGCAGUGGCUGGUGCAGUGCCACAUGGCUCUGGGGAACCUGAGACUGGCUUUAGGAAAGGCCACGAGGAGAGGCAGAUCAAGAGCUGGGGUGGUAUCAGUAACUCGUUUCGUUACGUUUUCUUCCUGCUAGGGUCUCGCUGGGUCUGGCCAGCCGUGUGCCUUUAGAACUGGCCCUUACAGCAGGUCACAGUCAGGCUGACAAGGCCAUGUAUCCCUUGGCUGGCCUUUCUUGGGCCCCUUCCCCUGCAGAAAAGCUCAGGGAAACACAGAGGAAAGGACAUUGCCAUUGGCAGGGCCCUCGGAGCUUCCUUCCUUAGCCUGCCCAGCCAACCCACGCUUUCCAGCUGCAUACGGCUCGGUUUGUGGCCUGAAGUUCCUUUCUGAAGGUUGGUCUGAUGCAGGAGGAAGAGUUACAGUCACUCUGACUUUUACUCUCAACUGAAAGUUUAAGCAAGUUUAUCUGAAUGAUCAAGAGAGAUGUGGAUGUACUCUGAGGACUGAGGGCAUAUAAAUAAGUUGACUUUCAUGUUAUUAAUUGUAAUAAACAAUACUCAGGUGAUGAGUCAGCAUUCAUGGGUUUAAAGAACCUACAUUUUUGUGCUAUUGUGGGUUAAGAAACUGGAAAAUUUGUGCCAAUUGCUUUGAGUUGCUAUAAUGACGGUGUUCAUUUGAUAAACUCGCUGAUACCUUUUUAAAAUAAUAGACCUUUGCUUCCUACAACUUUUUGUAUAUGAUUUAAAAAGUGCAUUCCCUGAAGCUGCUGGUCAGACUCCCUUAAUGAUGAAAGCUCGAGAAGAUUUUUAAAAAACUGUAUGUGUAUGUUUCCUCUGUGCUGUUCAUAUGAUGUGGGAAUUUUUUCCCCUCUCGUUUUCCUGAGUGAAAACUCUCAAGUGGGGGAAGAGAGUGUUGCUGUGUACCUAGACGUGGCACCUGACUAGAGACUUUUCUAUCAAAGCCUUCGGAAACCCUCCUUUAUCCUUACUGGGUUGAGUUUUUGUAAUGCUGGUUAGUUGAUUUUGCUUUUGUCCUCAUAGUUUUUUGGGAAAUGGCUUGAAGGAGUUGUUUGCCAGAAGAAUUUGGAGCUCCUUUGUAGAGUAGCUGGACUGUAUGUCUGUGGGGUGAUGGGGCUUUGGGGUUCUGGUGCCCAUCGGGAAUGACCAUUGGGGGGCUCCCACAGCACACUGUUUAUUUCUAGUCCUCAGAGGAUUCUUCAUUCUGGAUGUCCUCUGUGUAGUACUAAUCACCCCUGGCAUUGUCACCUCUGCCUUUUUUUUUUGGUGAGGAAGAUGGGCCCUGAGCUAACAUCUGUUGCCAAUCCUCCUCUUUUUGCUUGAGGAAGAUUGUCCCUGAGCUAACAUCUGUGCCAAUCUUCCUCUAUUUUUUGUAUAUGGGACGCUGCCACAGCAUGGCUUGAUGAGCAGUGUGUAGGUCCACGCCCAGGAUCCAAACCUGUGAACCCGCUGAAGCAGAGCACGUGAACCUAACCGCUACACCACUAGGCCAGCCCACCUCUGACUUUUUAGGAGUAUGUACUCAUUUAAUGUUGGCCAGUUUCCCACCGUUGGUGCUUCAAGUCAUCCUGCAAAGGGAAUCCCAGAGUCUGUAUUUAAGCUGUCUGGGCUUUUUUCUCCCUUUCCUACCUUUCUAAAUAGCAUCUGAUUUUGGUGUCCAUUCGUGUCCUACCCCUCUGGGAAAUGAAAGAGGGCUCACCCUACGGCUAAGGAGGUUCUGACCUUGAGCUGAGGCCCUGCAUGUGCAGAAAGAACACUGGGCCCUCCUUAACCAGGGACGGUGCAGUAGCCGCUUGGCUCUUUGAACUCCCUAGGAUAUCUCUGUAAUUUGCUAAUAGAACUAACUCCCUAUGACUUUGUUGUUAAGGCCGCUGUGUUUCCUGCCAUCUUUAAUAUAUUUGUAAAGCCUCAGACAUUUUAAUCUAGUGUUGCAUUUCAGGCAGAGAUGGGCUCUAAUGUUGGAACUACUUCACAGGACCGGAGAGCUGUUUACACAGGUCUUUAGAACUAACACUAGCCAUUCUAAAGAUCUUUCUUUCUCUUUUUUCCCCUUAGAAAAUCAUUUGCAGAGGCAUUCAUUUUGAAAGGGGAAAAUAUUUGGCUUUUACCAAAGAGGUUUGUUUUUUUUUUUAAAGCAAAAUCCUUUCAGAAAAAACUUAAUUGGGGAAGGGCGGAUUAAGAAUACAUACGUCCAAAUCCACUUCUAUAAAAUUUAAUUAUAUUUAUGUGAGUAACAUAAUGGAAGAAUUCUUUAAGGUAAUCCUUUGGGGUAAAGGAUCCUGGGAAAUUCUCUCAGGUAAAGAGAGCUUGCAGCAGAUGCGUAAUAUAUGUCUUGAGAGCUAUUUAUAAGAAAUUUAAGAGGAUUUUUUUGCUUUCCUUUAUUGAAGAUUUAAGGUUUUUUUACUUUGCAAAAAAAAACUCUACAAAAGUUUUAUAGCAUACUUUGUUAAUUUUUUUAACUUUUCUGAAACAAUUAGCUGUAGCCAAAUUAUGUGGUUAUGUCUUGCUAUUAGAAUUUGGAAAUGUAAUAUGUGUGGUAAAUCUACUGUUUGAAAUUUAUAAUGGUCUCGGAUAUGGUUAGAAUUUUGGUAACUUUUAAAAUAGUUAUUUUUUUCCCUUUAGUCACAAAGGCAACUAUGGAUUUAUGUUUGUUUUUUGAAUGCUCAUUUUUCUAUGAAAUGUCUGAAGUUGACCAGUCUUUUCCUAUGUAGAAAACUCAAAACUUGUUAACUCUGUACUUUAAUAAAAUUAAAAAAUUGAAAAUCA